Molecule: messenger RNA, 442 nt
Organism: Drosophila elegans
Lineage: Eukaryota; Metazoa; Arthropoda; Insecta; Diptera; Drosophilidae
Gene: RpS28a
Product: 40S ribosomal protein S28
Exons: 1
Coding region: 99-293 (64 amino acids)
Biological process (GO): translation; maturation of SSU-rRNA; ribosomal small subunit assembly
Cellular component (GO): ribosome; cytosolic small ribosomal subunit
Molecular function (GO): structural constituent of ribosome
Source: RefSeq, a predicted model, not a curated record
AGUAGUCCGGUUACCGGAGCGGCCGCACUCAUAGGAUCAUAUUUAAAUUUAAUAUAUAUCAGAAAAAAAAAAUUUCUUGCAAUAAAUAUUGAACAAUUAUGGACAAGCCUGUACACGCCCGCGUGGUAAAGAUCCUUGGCCGCACAGGAUCCCAGGGCCAAUGUACUCAGGUUAAGGUUGAGUUGCUUGGCGAGCAGAACCGCCAGAUUAUUCGCAACGUCAAAGGACCUAUUCGUGAGGGCGAUAUCCUUUCGCUCCUGGAAUCCGAACGCGAAGCUAGAAGACUUCAUUAAUAGCUUAAAAUAUUUUGGUUGUCAAAAUUAAUUGAACACAACAUUACAAUAAUUUCAAAAUAAUGGCAAGUUUCUUAUUGCCAAUAAAUGUGCAAAUAUUAAAUGCAUAAUGAAUGAAAAACUCCAAACUUUAUUAUAUAUUUCUGACC